AUGCAGACAACAGUUUCGAGCAAGAACAAGUAUCCCAGAUUUGAAGAGGAGUCAAGUGACAGUGACAGCGACAGCAACAGUGAGAUGAAGCUCGUUGGUCUGGUCGCCAAGAAGCAUACUAGCACCAAGCUCGCUCCGUUACGCAUCAAGGUUCAGCUCAAGAACGCAAACAUCAACUUUGAAGCGCUACUAGACAGUGGUGCAUCAAUGAGCAUCAUCAACCAGAAGAAUCUGCAGGCUAAUGUCCAGCUUGGACGUAAAAAGUCGCAUCGUCGACCAAGUUUCAGACGGAAAAUGGUUCGAAAUUCUGGAGAAGAGCCAAGAUGCUAUUCGAUUAAUCGGGACAUCAUUACGUCAUUGGGCAUUGUGCUCAAUUUCAAAGAAAAUGUUGUUCAGUGGGAUGGCCACUACGCGCACCUUAAUACCGGUGUGUCACGCUCUUUCGAGGUGAGCGAUUACGAAAGUCUCGAAGAAAGCAAAGAAAUUGCUGAAAGUGCAGUCCGACCAGAAGAACUCAUGCCCGACACACUACCCAACUCUCUCGUCGACGAAUAUCAUCAGCUUCUUCGUGAUAACAUGAGCUUGUACGAUGGUCACUUGGGAAGGAUGAGGUUCGAAGAUUACUUCUUGCCUAUCUCACCUGACUACAAGCCCGUUCACGCCAAGCCAUAUCCUGUCCCACGUAGCCUCGAAGGAAAGGCGCGAGAGCUAAUUCAACAUCUGAUUAGCACUGACGUGCUGGAGAAGAUCUACGAUUCGGAAAUGGCAUCGCCAGCCUUUUUUCUGGAGAAACCCAACGGUUCCCUGCGUUUACUGAUCGACUUUCGUGAGCUCAACCGAUUUUUGCAGCGCAGCCCAUACUACGUCCCACGUAUUCGAGAGAUUUUAUUACGUCUCGCGGGAGCGAAGUGUCUUUCUACGCUGGAUGCAACAUGGGGUACUACGAGCGUCGUCUCGCUACGUUAA
This is a messenger RNA of Peronospora matthiolae, 966 nucleotides long. The record is from the annotation of a GenBank genome assembly. Lineage: Eukaryota; Oomycota; Peronosporomycetes; Peronosporales; Peronosporaceae.